UUUGACCACUCCCCCUUUGCUUUGUUGACACACCCACUGACUCUUGAUGGCUCAGAUAGAGUUUGACGAGGGAACUGGUACCUUUCCUUAUUUCAUAGUCCUUCUCUACGGGGUAUUCCUGCUAGUUAUAACUUACUUCCUUUGGCCUAAGAGCAAGAAAAGAGAUGACAGAGGGAGUGAGUGCCAGUGUGGGCCAUGUUGCCAGAAAAGAAAUAAAGUGGAGAAGAGACGGACUGUAGAUAAACUAUUUAAAAUAAUACGUUAUUUAGUAUUAUUGGUGUGCUGGUUGUUCUUACUUUGGUUGAUUUAUUGGGCAGUGACACAAGAGCCAGUUGGUGAAUCUGAAGAAUGGGAUCCAUUUAAAAUAUUAGGGAUUGACAGGGGAGCUACUGUAUCUCAGAUCAAGAAGCAGUACAGGCUAUUGAGUAUGACCCAUCAUCCUGAUAAAGGAGGGGAUCCAGAGGUAUUCACUAAAAUAGCUAAAGCUUACGAAGCUUUGACUCAAGAAGAGGCUAGGGAGAAUUGGGAGAAGUAUGGUAACCCAGAUGGACCAAGAGCUGCUUCAUUUGGUAUAGCACUGCCCUCUUGGAUUGUUGAUAAGAAUAACUCGUUGUGGGUUCUAGGUGGGUAUGUGUUGGUAUUCAUUGUCGGACUCCCUAUCAUUGUUGGUAGUUGGUGGUAUAAAUCAGUGAAGUAUGGUAGCACUAAUAUAUUGAUACAUACGAGUAAACUAUAUUUCCACCUGCUGUCCAGAGCCAAGACUAUGCCUGUACUAAGAGUGUUGAUGAUCCUAGCUACAGCAGUUGAGUUCUCUCCCAGUAAUCAGGCUGGAGUGAAGAACAGACCCAGUGAUGAUAUAUACUUGAAUGAGCUGGUAAAGAAACUAGAACACACUAUGAGAGUGGAUACCAGGGAGCAACCCUUCUGUCAGACCUACGUAGCUAAAGCAAGACUGCUUAUACACGCCUACUUUGAGCGGAUUCCAUUGCAAGACCCUGGACUGAAACAAGAUCAAGAUGCUAUUGUGAAGUAUUGUCCAUUCCUAAUUAAUGAGAUGAUGAAUAUAUUAACUCAAGUCUGGCUCUAUUCUAAGUACAUGAACAAACCAAAGACGUCUAGAAGGAUACCAGAGCCUUCCCUUGAUAUGUAUGAGAAUAUAAUGCUGAUCAGUCAGAUAAUGGUACAGGCAAUGUGGAGACCUUUUGAAACCCUGGAGCAACUCCCUCAUAUUAAUGACCGGAAGAUAUUCUAUCAUAAAAAGCACAGGUUGUCUAGUGUUGAAGAUUUUGCGAAAUUGAGAAACGAAGAGAGGAGGCGCCUCCUUAAGAACCUAUCAGACGAAGAAUAUCAAGAUAUUAUGAUAUUUUGUGAAAAUUUCCCACACAUUGAAAUGAAUGUAGAAACUGGAGUUGAAGAUGACGAAGACACUAGUUUAAUAUCAGCUGGUUCCUAUGUCACUAUAAAAGUUACCUUAAUAAGAACCGGAUUAUUAGAUUAUUACGGAACCUCUUCUCGUGAUAAAGAUUCAGGAUCAACUCAUAAUGACUCGAAUAUUGACAAAGACACCGAGACUUUAUCUUUUAGUGACAAACCAAAUGAAGGUAGUGUCGUCAAAGUAGCCUCGCCCACUGGCAAAAAUAAACAACAAAAAAUUAAAAAGAAAAACAAACAAACGAAAGGAGGCGGAGCUGGAAAGAAAAAGCAAACAAAUACACAAAAGCAAAAAAGUGAACCAGUCACUAAUGUUAAAAAGGAAAGUACAGACGAUACCAAAGAAGAGGAUAAUGAAUAUGAUAAUGAGGAUACACUUGAUGAUGAAGAGAGAGAAUGGAAGGAGCUUCAGAAAUCAGUCAAGAAAGAGAGAGAGCAGCAGAAGAAUCUAGUCAAUACGAGUCACCUAGUCCACGCUCCUUACUUCCCAGCAGACAAACACGAGUUAUGGUGGGUCUAUGUAGCACAGAAGAGAACAAAGUCAAUAGUUAUACCACCAGAACGUGUCACUGGAUUGAUUGACAGGAAAGAAGUAAAUCUGAAGACGGUAAUGGAAAGGAAAGGUCUAUACAGAUACACUGUGUAUGUGACCUCUGACUCCUACAUGAACUACACUGUACAGCAAGAUAUCACUAUCAAGGUGCAUGAGCAGAAGGAGGUGUCAGGUAAAGAGCAAUGGAAGGACCUUGAGAAAGAGGAGGAGGAGGAGGACAUGAUUGAAGAGAGUGUCACUGAAUCUGAUACUGAUGAUGAUGACAAUAGCGACUAGAAAUUAUUUAAACUGUAUUAUUAUUUAAUCUCUAAUAAAUGAAGUAUUUUUGAUACGAUUAUUAAACAAAUUCCACACCAAA
Amphimedon queenslandica is the source of this 2342-nucleotide messenger RNA. Its product is annotated as translocation protein SEC63 homolog. The coding region runs from base 47 to 2260 and encodes 737 amino acids. The transcript is spliced from 20 exons. NCBI's taxonomy places the organism in Eukaryota, Metazoa, Porifera, Demospongiae, Haplosclerida, Niphatidae. Gene Ontology annotation, biological process: SRP-dependent cotranslational protein targeting to membrane; post-translational protein targeting to endoplasmic reticulum membrane. Gene Ontology annotation, molecular function: transmembrane protein transporter activity; RNA binding. Gene Ontology annotation, cellular component: Sec62/Sec63 complex. The record is from RefSeq and is a predicted model, not a curated record.